CGCGCUUUCUUGCCCAUGGGAUUUGGAUUUGCAGGUGAAGCCGCUCGCUCUGCUCUCCCAGCCAGUGCGCGCGCUGUGGGGCGAAAACGGCAACGAAGCAAAAGGGCCAAGGACGCAGAAAAGCACACAACCUCUCCAAACACACCGCAACACUCUUGCUGAUCCCACAGCUCCCGGAAGCCAGAACGUAGAGCAGCUGCAGCAGCAUAUAUACACACAGGGGUGUCUCGCGAUCAACUGCCCAAACUGCGGUGGUUUACACUCGAUCGCGCUUGGCGUUGAAAACUAGGCCCACCUCUCCACAGUGUUCACGCUUUGCCGCCCCUUUCACCACUCCCUCAACAAUGUCGUCAGAAUCCGCCUCGCUGCCGCUUGAGCAGCUCGGCCUUCUCAACUCCAACCAGCAAGUGUCGCUGCCACAAGCCCUGCUUAGAAUGCUCAACUACAACCACCAAACCGGUCUCUGCCAGAAGGGCUGGAACGAUAUCACACUCGCCCUUAUCUUUGCCACUUGCUUCUUGCUGGUCAAGGGAUACCUCUACAAAGCGGUCUUUCCGCCCAUCGCAGAUCGAAUGGGUCUGCCUCAGAGCCGCAUAACGAGGGCAAAGUUCUCGGAACAGUUCUGGCUCAUGUUGUGCCACUUCUUUUCUUUCACGUUCGGCGCGCUGCUUCUUAUUGGGAGGGAUUAUGGUAGUGCUGCGAUUGGGAAGAGGGAGGGGCUCAAGCACUUUUGGGUGGGAUACCCAUUUGAUUACAAGUAUCUGGACCCGGUCUUCAAGCUUUACUAUAUGGGUGUGAUCGGCUACUGGUUCCACCACUGCGCGGCUCUUGCCAUCGAGAGCUAUCAACGGUCGGCCGUUGAAAAGGCAAAAGCCCACGGGAAAAAGACGAAAUAUGCCGUGCCCAAGCGGUCCGACUUUUACGCUUUGGCUGUUCACCACUUUGUCACGGUAUCGCUGCUGUCCAUGUCCUACUACAUGAACUUUACUCGUGUCGGCCACGUUGUGUUGGUUCUGUUGGAUCUGGCCGAUGUGAUUUUACCUUUUGCCAAGAUCAUGAGAUACGCCGGUCAAAAGACCAUCUGCGACGUUUCCUUCGCCGUCUUCACAGUAUCAUGGGUCUUGACCCGCCACUACUACCUCUUCCACAUCUGCCUCUCGAUCUGGCGCGAUACCCUCAUCUACAUCCCCGAACAGUCUCGCCAUUGGGACCCCUGGGGCGCCGAGUGCUUCUACUCCUUCAAGGUGUACUACAUGUUCCUCGGCCUCUUCUGCGCCCUGCAGGUCUUGCUUCUCUACUGGCUCGCCCUGAUCCUUAAGGUCGUGUUGAAGGUCAUCAGCGGUGCUGGCGCAGAAGAUGUCCGUAGCGACAAUGAGGAGGAUGAGGAGGUGGAUGAGACGUCGGCGACGGCCAAGACGGCGCCAAGGAAGGAGGGCGAGCGGAAACAGAAGACAAAGCCGUCGCUUGCGGGACAACAGGCACGGAGAACGGCGGCGAAAAUGGCUUUCAGCCAAGGCGCGUCGGGGUUGGCGGACGGGCUUGCGGUGAGGGAGGGAGAUGUUCGGAGGAGGAGGUGAAAUGGAUAUCUCGCUCGGAUUUGGUACUGUGGGUCGUCGGUCGGGUCGGGGAUAUCAUGACAGGAGUCCCGGCUCUCGCCGGGAGGAAACCGAAGACAACACUCCUCCGGCCGUCACUAUCAUUAACUGCCAGACGACGAAACAUCAGUUCAGCGUAUCAGCACACAUCCCAUCGAACUAUUUAUCCCACUACUUCCGCGUCACCCCACCCAUCCAGACCAUUUCCUCCCUUUUUUUGGCC
Messenger RNA from Fimicolochytrium jonesii, 1818 nucleotides. RefSeq names its product TLC domain-containing protein. Gene Ontology annotation, cellular component: membrane. The record is from RefSeq and is a predicted model, not a curated record. Lineage: Eukaryota; Fungi; Chytridiomycota; Chytridiomycetes; Spizellomycetales; Powellomycetaceae. The transcript is spliced from 3 exons. The coding region runs from base 345 to 1577 and encodes 410 amino acids. Gene Ontology annotation, biological process: ceramide biosynthetic process. Gene Ontology annotation, molecular function: sphingosine N-acyltransferase activity.